Molecule: messenger RNA, 3972 nt
Organism: Ostrea edulis (European flat oyster)
Lineage: Eukaryota; Metazoa; Mollusca; Bivalvia; Ostreida; Ostreidae
Exons: 11
Coding region: 21-2102 (693 amino acids)
Molecular function (GO): oxidoreductase activity, acting on paired donors, with incorporation or reduction of molecular oxygen, reduced ascorbate as one donor, and incorporation of one atom of oxygen
Source: RefSeq, a predicted model, not a curated record
UCAGGUCACAUGAUUUCAAUAUGGCAGAAAACAUGAAACUGAUUUGCUUUGCCGUGCUGUGUGCUAGUUUAUAUUUGCAUGUAACUCCAUUUCUGGUGACCGAAAACAAUGUUGUUGAGGAAUUUUCAAUAUCCAUAUCCAACACAAAACAAAACAACUCAAAAUUUAAUUCAAACUCCGUACGUAACUUUAUAAAUCCUAAACUUGAUGUUAAUGGAAACGGUGAUAGACUUAAGGACGGCGAAGUGAUGGUUCUUAAACCAGGAGACUCUGCACCCUCCUUUACCUUGUGGACGCUCUCUGGAAAAAUUGACUUUCCCAGUAAACUGCUUACCAAUGUAUCUAUAAUGAUACACUAUGUCGACCCUGUUAAUUCUGCUUUUCUUGACUGUUUAUGGAAUUCAGAUGAGGCUCUUUUGCCAAUUAUUCAAAAUGAUACUAAAACACAUCAUCUUUUCAUAUCCAAUACCGAUAAUGCACAUGCAAUUUAUGGAGCAGAGUGGAUGUAUAACAGGAUAAACACAUUAGUAGAAAGUAUAUUCAGGUUAGAGUAUGAGAGAAAGACCAAAAUGAGCCAGUUUCACUUUUCUGUGCUGCCACUCUGGAAACUUGGAAAUUGGAUACCCACUUUACUUAGAGAAUGGGAAUGUGUUGAUCACAACUGUGGAUAUGACCAAGUUCUACUCCAAUCUGAUGCUUCAGCUUACCCUGCAGUGCUUAAAAGACUAGAUGCUCAUUAUGACUGGCUUCUGAGUCCCGUGUCUGUGUUUGGAAACAAAACCUUGCCACUGGUGUUCACAAACUCUAAUGGAUGUUCAUCUAGUCCUGUUGUUAAUGGUUCAAUUGCUCUGAUAACAAGUGGAGGAUGUUCCUAUUUUAAGAAGGUGCAAAUGAUGCAAACCUCAGGAGCAGUUGCUGUACUGGUCAUGCAAAAUCAAACAGAGCCCCCUCAGGACAUGAACUGCCACAACAACGAGUGUAACACCCCGCUCCAAAUCCCGGCCAGUAUGAUUGAAAACUUCAGCUUCUCCCCCAAAUCCCAGUUCAAUGUCACAUUUCAGAACACGCCAUCUCCAAGUUUUUUUGCAGCCAUUAAUCCACAGGGCCAACUACAAGAAGUUGGAUGGUUUCUCUAUCCCUCAAUGAGUUUCAUCAACUGGCAAACACAGUGGUUUCAGUACAAAGAAAAUUUGACUCAAAGACUGCAGAAACCAGCUCAUGUCAUUCCAGUUUUUGAAGAACAGGUUAUGCAAGGAAAGGAUGGAGUUGUUGCCAAAAUUUCUGCAGCUGAAUUAAGAGGGUACCAGGGUUUUGAGCUGGACAUGUCCCUUUCUUGUCCUGGUGACAGGGAUACAACAUGUGGGCACUGGGAUCACGGGAUCAGUCUGUUUGUGUGCUGUGAUCCCAUAUCCCCCCUCUGUGGAAUGGAGAUUGGAAGAUGGAUUAGUCCCUUUAGAAGGAGAAUUGGUCGUUGGCUAACUGACAUAUCCCCACUGUUACCCAUGCUUCAGACCAACCAAUCAGCUACCUGUAACUUCACAAUGAAGACAGCACCCUGGGCAAUGCCGUGGAUACCCUCUCUAAAUCUCAGACUUUACAAGACAAAUGAAAGUAGUUUUCCCUCCGAAGCCUUUGUCUUGUUCCAGCCUGGUGCAACAUUUGACAAGAAUUACAACUCUCAUUUCAAACCCUACACUUUUACUCCUCCAGCAGAUGUUAAAAAGAUUGUGAUUUUUGCGGUGAUAACUGGACAUGGAAGUGAUGAGAAUGGAUGUGGAGAAUUCUGUGUUACCUCUCAUCAUUUUUCAGUUAAUGGAUAUAUCAAUAAUAUUACUUUUAGUGAAGCAGGGACACCUUUGGGAUGUGCAAACCAAGUCUUAACUGGUGUAGAGCCGAAUGAACAUGGAACCUGGUUAUAUGGAAGAAAUGGCUGGUGUGAUGGAAGAAAUGUGUUUCCUUGGGUGAUCGACAUUACUCAACAAGUGACUAACAAAAACAACAAAAUCACAUAUUUUGGCUGGUUUAAUGGUACAGAUCCUAAUCCCAAGCAGAAUCCAGGGAUGAUAUCAAUAUACUCAUAUCUUGUUUAUUAUAGAUCUUGAUUGCAGAGGAAAAGUAAUGCACAAGAUUACAAAACAUGUAUUCUACUCCGUCCAUGGUUUGAAUUUUAGUCACCUAAGCAUGUAAGUUAAGGCCAGGUAGAGGUGUGUCUAUGCAAAUGAGAAUACUAACAAAAUAAUAAAUCCAAUGGUUUUGAUUUUAAAAUCAUUAAUUUAUACUGAACUGUUAUGACGUGAAACAGGGUGAGGACAGGUGACGAAUGACUUAAAUACACUACAUCAAGUCAUAUGAUGACAUCACAUGGACUGCAAAUAUCAAAUUCACACUAAAUUGAUGUAAGGAAAGAUGUGCACUCAAAAUCUUGUUGGGUAAUUUUGAAGGUAAUGUAAAAUUGAGUACAAAAUGUGCAUUUCAAUGGUAUUGUUGUGGUAAUUAUGUGCAUGACCUUGUUCAACUACAUUUUUGUUGAUUGUUAUAUAUUUUGCAUUAUACAAAUCAUUUAUGCAAUGCUUAUUCUCGUACUAAUGUUGUUUCAAUUUAUUUAUUGCAAAACUUGUUGCUAAAGCCAUUCUGUUAAUAUUGUAGUGGUCAGCCGGAUUCGAUUGCCGGUGGCCAGAUAGCUCAGUUGGUAGAGCACCUGACUUGAGAUUCAGGGGCCCGGGUUCAAAUCCCAGUCUGGUCCAUUGCAUUUUCUCCUUUCCUAUAUUGCAUUCGGUGCCAUUGACCACCCAUGGUGUUAUAUACAUGCGUAUAUAUAUUUUCUUUGAUAAAGACAAUUUGUUAGUUUCUUAGAUUUACUUAAAAUGAUUUAGGCAUUGUUUAAAUGUUUUUGAUUAAUUGUUAGAAAUCUAUAAUUGAAAUUUAAUUGUUUUAUUUGAUCAUUAGAAAGAACAUUGCUGCACGUGUUUGUAAUUUCUCAAACUUGACAUCUUUCUCCCCGUCCCACGGUAUUGAUGCUAUUCGCUUGUAAUUGUUAUCAGAUUUAUAUUCAGAUCUAAGACUGGUGUUUCUUUGAAUUUGUUAUGCUUACUCAAAAUGUUUCCUGUCCUGUAAAUUAAUGUCAUUGAGCUUUCCCCUAAUUUUAGUACCGUUUUUAAAUUUGUUUCAUUGGUUCAUUUCAUGAAAAGUGGGAGGAGUUGUCAAAGAUGAGAUGUGCGUGAGUUUGUCUGUUAUUCACUUUUACUUUUGACUCUUACAAAUUUUUGUGUUAAAAUGCAGUUUUUAAUUUUGUACUUUUUGGACUUGAAUAAAUUCUAAACUUUAAUAAGGAAUUAUUAUUUACAAAACAACGAAAACACUACAAUGGACUUCAGGUGAAAGUUUUGCCAGGGGCAAUAGAAAAUCUGGGUUGUGUGUCUUCGAGAGUGAAGACAAUUUUUAAAACGAGGGAGGAGGGUGUAUUUAUGACACAUUGGCCUGGGUUAGAGCACUUGACCAGUAAUGCAAGGGGACCCAGGUUUGAAUCCUGAUCUGGUCCUUUGCAUUUUCUCUCUUCCUGUUACAAUAUCAUCGAUUUUCCUCUGUAGUCAGCAGUGCAUGUCUGAUGAUAUCAUAAUUAUACUUGAUUUCAUGUUGUGAUGUCACAAUUAAAACUAUGCAGUGUGUGUCACAUACAACCAAGACAUACCUGAACGUGCUCAAACCCGGACACUUUUAUUGUAUAUUAUGUUUUGUAAUUAUCUUAUUUACAUAAAAACAUCUCUCCACACUUUAACUCACAUUCAAUAUGCAUUCUAUGGUUUAAAACUCUGACAAAUUUGCUCUGGUAUUACUCAUGUAUGUGUAACAGGUUUUGGGGUUAUGGAAAUUCUAAGAAAUAUUUUUAUAUAGUGAAUAUACAUGUAUUUAUAAUUAUGAAUGAUUUUAUACAAUAUAUAUGUACAAAGGAAAAAUAAACACCUCUUUCCAGCU